Penicillium longicatenatum is the source of this 699-nucleotide messenger RNA. RefSeq names its product ankyrin repeat domain-containing protein. NCBI's taxonomy places the organism in Eukaryota, Fungi, Ascomycota, Eurotiomycetes, Eurotiales, Aspergillaceae. The transcript has a single exon. The record is from RefSeq and is a predicted model, not a curated record. The coding region runs from base 1 to 699 and encodes 232 amino acids. Gene Ontology annotation, molecular function: protein binding.
AUGCCGUCCAUCUUGACCAGCGUCAUGCCACAGCCUUCAUCUGAUCAUGGCUCCGUACUGGUUCAACAAAGACUACAAUCCCAAACGCCUGAUGCGCUCACGAGUUACCUCUGCAGGUGCACUACGGAUAUCAACAAGAUGCAUAGAAGACACACGCCCUUGAUGCUUGCCGUUCAAGCGGGAGAUCACAAAGCUGUCGAUCUCCUAUUAGAGUAUGAUGAUCUUCAGGCUUCUAUAUGCAAUGCUUAUGGUCAGACUGCUCUAUCGAUGGCCAUCACGCAGGGCAGUAUCUCAAUCGUACAGCAGCUGCUCCGCCGAGGAGAUAUUAAGUUCUACAGCCAAGAUCCAAAAGUCCAGCAGCCACUCCUGGUGGCUCUAGAAUACCAACAGCAUGAGAUUUUGAAAAUGCUAUUACGGGAUCCUCGGGCCAAGAUCAAUAGGAAGAAUCACCGCGGCCAAACAAUCCUGCAUCUGGCUGUGAUCUACGGAGACCUUCGCGCCGUUGCAAGCCUUGCGAGAGAGGAGCUGAUUGAUGUCAAUUGUCCCGAUCAUCAGGGGGAGACGCCCCUCACGCUGGCUGCGAAGCUCCAUGCCUGCGAUCAGCCCAACAACGUCAAGAUUCACAAGUGUCUACUCACGCGGUCCAAAGUCAGGGUAGAUCGAGAUCAAGGGGUCAUUCUAUCCUUUCACAUGCCGUGA